Uncinocarpus reesii 1704 is the source of this 1635-nucleotide messenger RNA. RefSeq lists its product as uncharacterized. Lineage: Eukaryota; Fungi; Ascomycota; Eurotiomycetes; Onygenales; Onygenaceae. Gene Ontology annotation, molecular function: NADP binding; flavin adenine dinucleotide binding; N,N-dimethylaniline monooxygenase activity. Bases 1 to 1635 code for a protein of 544 amino acids. The record is from RefSeq and is a predicted model, not a curated record. The transcript has 4 exons.
AUGGCCCCAAACAACUAUUCCCAAACUUCCGUUGGCAAUAAGGAGUACACCAAGGCUGCUAUUGUCGUUAUUGGAGCUGGUAUUUCAGAUUCCUUGAAGGGCUCUGCACCGCCAUCAACCUCAUCAAGAAUAAUAUCCAUAAUUUCGUCAUCCUUGAGAAAAGUGCUGGGCUCGGCGGAACAUGGCGAGAUAAUAAAUACCCGGGCUGUUGCUGCGAUGAACUACCUUCGAAUGGUAGCAGCGAAGUAUAAUCUCUAUCAGUAUAUUCGAUUUAGCUCCGAGGUGCAGGAAUCAAGGUGGGACGAUGUCAAGAACGAAUGGUGCACUAAGGUCAAAGUCAUUGGUAGCAAGGAUGUCGAGUUUGGAGAGGAAUAUUGUAUCACUUCAGAUUUCCUGGUGUCUGGCGUUGGCCAGUUGAACUAUCCCAAGUAUCCAUCAAUUCCCGGAAUUGACAGUUUCAAAGGAAAGAUGAUGCAUUCUGCUCGAUGGGAUUGGACCUACGAUUAUAAGGGCAAGAGGAUUGGGAUAAUUGGAAACGGUGCUACCGCUGCCCAAAUUAUUCCUGAAGUCGCAGGCGAUGCUUCUCACCUUACUAUUUUCCAGCGAACAGCCAACUGGGUCGUGCCUCGUAUGGAUCUGGCAGUCUGGAAACCAUUUCGGACCAUCUUUCGAUACUGUCCUCCCGUCCAAUGGAGGCUACGAGCGUCAAUAAUGGAUUUUCGUGAAGCUGUCCACGCUGUUAUGCGGGAUCCCAAGUCGAGUACCGCCGAUUUCAUGCGAAAGGCUAGCUUGCAUAUGAUGCAUAAGGCACUUCCUGACAAUCCCAAUUUGUGGGAAAAAUUAACGCCAGACUAUCCUCCGGGGUGCAAACGUUUGAUCCUUAGCGAUGACUACUUCCCAACCCUGGCGCGGGACAAUGUCUCCCUCGAAACCGGCCACAUUGACCGCAUCUCAGAGAACGGUAUUAUCGUCGAUGGCGUCGAACAAGAAUUAGACCUAAUCAUCCUCGCAACGGGCUUUCGCACCGUCGAAUUUAUGCAUCCAAUCAAAAUAUAUGGGCGAAACGGCAAACCUCUCUCUGAAAUAUGGAAUGGCGGGGCUCGCGCACUCUACGGUGUGGCCGUCGAAGAUCUCCCCAAUUUCGGCAUGCUCUAUGGGCCCAAUACAAACUUGGGCCACAAUUCCAUCAUUCUCAUGAUCGAAGCUCAGUCGCGAUACAUGCUCGCCAUGAUUAAGGAAGUCUUGCGCGCCCGUGACCGUGGCCAGACGCUCGCCAUUGCUCCCAAACCCGGAAAAGUUGAAGAGUUCAAUUCGAACCUCCAGGAAACGCUCUCCAGCACCGCGUUCGCAUCGCCGAACUGCCAAAGCUGGUACAAGACUGCUGAAGGGUUGAUCACAAACAACUGGUCUGGCACAGUGGUGGACUAUCAGAAGCUCCUUUCCAAAUUGGACUGGAAUGAUUUUGAUUUGGAAGGAAGUGGCGCAGAGAGGAUUCGUUCCACAAGGGUUGCAAAUUUGGGUCGUGUGCGGGAAGAAUCCUUGCUAGGAUUGAAGGGGCUAACUGUGGUCAGCGCGCUUGCGCUUGCGGGCACACUGGCCUACAAAGCACACCAUUUCCUUCCAAGAUGGCGAUGA